CUGGCCACCGGAUCAUGUUGUUUGAUCAAAAGCCGUUAGUGUUGCGAGGCUGUUAUCGAUAAGGAAAACCUCAGCGUUUUGUUGUUCUGUUAUCUCAGUGAAGUUAUGUUGUUUGUGAUGUUGAUGUUCGCGCGUAACUACUAUAUACCAUUUGACAAGACAUUCACCGCUAGCGUUAGCAGCUAGCUCGGGCUAGCUGCCCGUGCUGUGUGUUUGUUUCGCCAAGUUUGUUUCACUGCAGCCACGUUAGUUCGCUUCUACUCCACACUUUGGCUGAUACAGUCGUUUAAAUAACAUAUUGGGACCACACAGAGCUUCAGAGAAUGCUGGCGACGGGAGCAGCUGUAACUAACGUCACAGCUCUGGCCCAGGUAGACCGGGAGAAGAUCUACCAAUGGAUCAAUGAGUUGUCCAGUCCAGAGACCAGAGAAAAUGCCUUGCUGGAGCUUAGCAAGAAACGCGAGUCUGUGCCAGACCUGGCACCAAUGCUCUGGCACUCCUGUGGCACUAUUGCUGCCCUGUUGCAGGAAAUAGUGAACAUCUAUCCAUCUAUAAACCCACCUACGCUUACAGCUCACCAGUCUAACAGAGUGUGCAAUGCCCUGGCACUACUGCAGUGUGUUGCCUCACACCCAGAGACACGGUCGGCCUUUCUUGCUGCUCACAUCCCUCUUUUCCUUUACCCUUUCCUGCACACUGUGAGCAAAACACGUCCGUUCGAGUACCUUCGGCUUACCAGCCUCGGAGUUAUAGGUGCCCUGGUCAAAACAGAUGAGCAAGAAGUGAUUAACUUCCUCCUCACCACUGAAAUCAUCCCGCUGUGUCUCCGCAUCAUGGAAUCAGGGAGUGAGCUCUCCAAGACGGUUGCCACUUUCAUACUGCAGAAGAUCUUGUUGGAUGACACAGGGCUGGCCUAUAUAUGUCAGACUUAUGAACGCUUCUCCCAUGUGGCCAUGAUCCUUGGCAAAAUGGUGCUCCAGCUCUCUAAAGAACCAUCAGCUCGCCUGCUGAAGCAUGUUGUCCGCUGCUACCUUCGCCUCUCAGACAACCUCAGAGCCAGAGAAGCCCUGCGUCAGUGUCUGCCAGACCAGCUGAAGGACAGCACCUUUGCCCAGGUGCUGAAGGACGACACCACCACCAAGCGCUGGCUGGCUCAGCUGGUGAAGAACCUGCAGGAGGGCCAAGUCACCGACGCCAGAGGCAUCCCACUGGCUCCGCAGUGAUGACGACAGAGUGUAUGCGUGUGUGUGUUUACAGCUGACACAGAAGGACUCUCUCAUCACUGUCCAGAUUUUGUAUUUUGCCCAAUGUGGCAGUAGGACAAAGGGAAGGACAUAAUGGAGAAAUAUUUGCUUUUGGUUUACACCAGUUGUUGUUGUUUUUUUUUCUGCCAGUAUGUCGCUUCCACACAAGGUCACUUCUUCACAGCUGAAAAUCAGUUUUUUAAAGAGCCAGACUGAUCGUAGAUUUUCAAAGCUGAUACUGAUAACUGAUAUUUGAAAAAAAAAAAAAAUUAAA
Molecule: messenger RNA, 1518 nt
Organism: Anoplopoma fimbria (sablefish)
Lineage: Eukaryota; Metazoa; Chordata; Actinopteri; Perciformes; Anoplopomatidae
Gene: cnot9
Product: CCR4-NOT transcription complex subunit 9
Exons: 8
Coding region: 324-1223 (299 amino acids)
Biological process (GO): mRNA catabolic process; negative regulation of translation
Cellular component (GO): CCR4-NOT complex; CCR4-NOT core complex; P-body
Source: RefSeq, a predicted model, not a curated record